AUGGCUUCCAAGUCCUUCGCCGCUCGCCUCAUCCAGGCCAUUGCCCGCCCCAGUGUCUCGCCUUUGGCUCGACCUGUCGUCCACAAGACAUCCAUUGCCCGACCGGCCUUUGUUCCGGCGCGUUUCUUCCGUCACACACCAGCGGCCCUUGGUCAGAGACAACACAAAGGUCGUUCUGAACCUGACACCCAGGUCAAACGUGCCCAUUGUCUCAAGAGCAAGCUGCUUUCCGCCAAGCAUACGGCUAGAUCCGAUGGCCGUAAUGUUCAGUCGGCAUUGCCCGCCUUUUCAUUAGAUGGAUACGUCGGGAUUGCCACGGGCAAAGUCCCAGAUCAUGGACUUGCCAUGAACCACAAAACAGUGGCGUCAGGUGCUCAGUCAGCUCUGGCAAACAUGAUCACCAAACAUCAAGAACGUGCAACAAUCAAAACCCUGAUCCCUAAGAACACCGUUUCGCAAAAGACCAGCAUGCACCGUUCAACAUCACAACCGCUACCAAAGACGACAUUUUCAACCGCCAGCCCAAAAUCACGGCCCAUGGCUGCAAUGUCUCGGAUUCUACCUCAGUGGAUGCUUGCAAUACAGAAGCUACUACAGCACAUAGCAAGAUGGACAGCCUCGUUACGUCGACUGGCUUCACGGAAAGCAUCGAGAUCGACAACAACCCCGUUCACCACUUAUGAGAGAUCCCAAAUGGUAAAGUCAAAGACUCAGACUGCGUCGCGGCCGCCUUGGCCAGACAUUUCUUCAUUCACAACAUUCCCGGCCGCGAAAUACCUGCUUGAAGCUUGCCGGGCUCCAUUAUCAACAUUCCGAAGCAACAAGCUCCCCACUGUGCCUCCCAGACAGUUGUCGGGGGCGUUGCCUCGCCCUUGGCCGUUGAGCCCAUAUUCAUAA
This is a messenger RNA of [Torrubiella] hemipterigena, 897 nucleotides long. Lineage: Eukaryota; Fungi; Ascomycota; Sordariomycetes; Hypocreales; Clavicipitaceae. The record is from the annotation of a GenBank genome assembly.